GAGAGAGAGAGAGAGAGAGAGAGAGAGAGAGAGAGACUGUAAAUAGAGAGACAGAGAGGGGCUUUGGCUUGAAAUUUGGUCAUUAAGUUGAAUCACGUAGCAGACGCUGUCAAAUGGCACUGCUUAUGUUUAAUUCUGCUGAAACGUACGACCAAAACACAAAUGCAAUGCUCAACACCAAAGUGUUCAUUCAGAGAGCACUAUAAUCAACUUGUGUCUUGUUGCUGCAGUGCCUUUCAUCAUGGUCGCAAGAAGCUAGUAUUACUGUAAGUGAAACUGAGGUGUCGAUUCACUAAAAGCUUUCAUAUGAUUUUCUUGAAGAGAAAAUUGUUGCCUUGUCCUGGGUAAUGCUGCUAGUCUGGGGUGGAACAAAACCCUGGAAGGCAGACUCUGUAAUCAUGAUAAUCACCUCUGAUUGGAUGGACAUGUCUAUUGAUGCACAGAAUUAAUUGACAUUUGCAUAUAGUCUAGUAGUGUAGUUUCAUAAUAAUCCAAUAGUAGUACUAUUAGUAGUAGUAGCAGCAAAAAUAGUCUGAUGGUAUAGAUAGAUGAGUUUUACAGAUCACAUAGACUUGAUUGUAGUAGAUUAAAAUGUGUUUUCUUCCUUUCUUUUUUUAUUUUGUCCCUUUGGUUUUAUUUAGCCCAGCAAAUUCUAUUUUUAGUUUGUCAACGCAUUCCGUCGCCAGGGGGAGUUCUAGCGCUUCCCACGGAUAAAUACAACGCUUCUCCUUUUUCCCACGCUGCUGGAGUUGACAGCGAUCCAGAGGCCGAAGCUGCGCAGAAGUGGCGCAGUUCUUGUACCCUCGAGUAGCUUGACUAGACCUUUGAGGCGUCCAAAUGACGUCACGUGUCAUGUCGACUGUCAAUGUGCGCCAUUUUGGAUAGAAAAAAUCACGGGCAUUUCUGGAAGCCCUUAUUCACGAGUCUAAUCACUGUUUCACUGUAGUAGCCUGCACUGAAUAUCAAUCUUAUCAAUUCAGAUUGCGCUCGGAAGACCUCCCACAGACGCCAGUUCUGUUGCAGAAAGUGGCAAUGGCAGGUGUCGGAGGAGGGAACGAUUUCCAAUGGUGCUUCUCCCAAGUCAAGGGAGCCAUAGACGAGGAUGUGGCCGAAGCGGACAUCAUCUCGACGGUGGAGUUCAACUACACGGGCGAGCUGCUGGCCACGGGGGAUAAGGGGGGCCGUGUGGUGAUCUUCCAGAGGGAGCAAGAGGUCAUAAAAAACCGUCCUCAUUCACGAGGCGAGUACAACGUGUACAGCACCUUCCAGAGCCACGAGCCCGAGUUCGACUACCUGAAGAGCUUAGAGAUCGAGGAGAAGAUCAACAAGAUCAGAUGGCUCCCCCAACAGAACGCCGCCCACUUCCUGCUCUCCACCAACGACAAAACCAUCAAGCUGUGGAAGAUCAGCGAGCGAGACAAGAGGGCCGAGGGCUCCAACCUGAAGGACGAGGACGGGAGGAUGAGGGACCCUUUUAGGAUUACCUCCUUACGGGUGCCUGUGCUCAUGCCCAUGGACCUGAUGGUGGAAGCUAGCCCUCGGAGGAUAUUCGCCAACGCACACACAUAUCACAUCAACUCCAUCUCAGUAAAUAGUGACCACGAAACAUACCUGUCGGCAGACGACCUCAGAAUCAAUCUAUGGCAUUUAGAAAUCACAGAUAGGAGUUUUAACAUCGUGGACAUCAAGCCAGCCAACAUGGAGGAGCUGACGGAGGUGAUCACGGCCGCAGAGUUCCACCCGCAGCACUGCCACACGCUGGCCUACAGCAGCAGCAAGGGCACCAUCCGCCUCUGCGACAUGAGGGCCGCCGCCCUCUGCGACAACCACAGCAAAUUCUUUGAGGAGCCCGAGGACCCCAGCAGCAGGUCGUUCUUCUCUGAGAUCAUCUCGUCAAUCUCCGAUGUCAAGUUCAGCCACAGCGGGCGCUACAUGAUGACCCGGGACUACCUGUCAGUCAAGGUGUGGGACCUCAACAUGGAGAACCGGCCUGUCGAAACCUACCAGGUGCACGAGUACCUGCGCAGCAAGCUGUGCUCGCUGUACGAGAACGACUGCAUCUUCGACAAGUUUGAAUGCUGCUGGAACGGCUCCGACAGUGCCAUCAUGACGGGCUCGUACAACAACUUCUUCCGGAUGUUCGACCGGCACGUCCCCGCCGCGACGUGACCCUGAGAGGCGUCGCGGGAGAACAGCAAGCCGCGCGCCGUGCUCAAGCCCCGCAAGGUGUGCAGCGGCGGCAAGCGGAAGAAGGACGAGAUCAGCGUGGACAGCCUGGACUUCAACAGGAAGAUCCUGCACACCGCCUGGCACCCCAAGGAGAACGUCAUCGCCGUGGCAGCCACCAACAACCUCUACAUAUUCCAGGACAAGAUCAACUAAGCCCCCCGGGGGGGACCCCCCCUCUUGUUCUCUUCCAAUCUCCCCUGGAACAACCCCCCCUCUCCCCCCCCUCUCUCCCCCAGGGCCCCACCACCCUCCACCCAGUCUCCCGACCCCCUCCACC
Messenger RNA from Hypomesus transpacificus, 2506 nucleotides. RefSeq names its product protein phosphatase 2, regulatory subunit B, delta (gene ppp2r2d). Gene Ontology annotation, biological process: peptidyl-serine dephosphorylation. Gene Ontology annotation, cellular component: protein phosphatase type 2A complex; cytosol. Gene Ontology annotation, molecular function: protein binding; protein phosphatase regulator activity. Lineage: Eukaryota; Metazoa; Chordata; Actinopteri; Osmeriformes; Osmeridae. The record is from RefSeq and is a predicted model, not a curated record.